UCCCUUCCCCCCACCCCCCGCCCUGUGCCGGCGGGGCCUGCUGCGCCCCAACCUCUGCUGGGGGGCCCUUACCUCCCCUGCAUCCCCCUUGCCGCCCGUCCGCCUGGAAGCCCGCUUUGAGGGAGAUUGGGGUGAGGGUUGUCCCGCGGAAUGAAGGCUGGCCUGGAGGUGAUAGCACAGACCACUGACCGCUGCCCCGCUGGCGGCCGGUCCCUCCUCUCACACCUGGAGAAUGGAAGCCGUGUCCCGGGGAAGGGUGAUGAGAGAGUCUGGUGCUUAGUGGGAAAUCGGGGACCCGUCCUUUGCCAUUGCCCCGCUUCAGUUUCUCCAUCUGUGAUUUGGGCUGAUGACUUCUAAUUCAUGAUAUAGACCAAGAAGGGCUUAACAUGUCGGUCCAAGGUGGUCGCCCUGUUGGACAGAUCUAGGGACUGAGCCGGUCACUCCACCCUCACCACUUGGGGUCAGGGCCUCACAGCCACCCACCACUCAGAUCCCAGGUGCACUCUCUUGGCACCUUUGCAUGCUCAUGCCCACACACAUUCUCCCAGGUCUCAGGCACCUGCCAGAUAGCAACACCAUGAGCUUCGUGGCGUAUGAGGAGCUGAUCAAAGAGGGUGACACGGCCAUCCUGUCACUGGGCCAUGGUGCAAUGGUGGCAGUGCGUGUGCAGCGGGGGGCACAGACGCAGACCCGGCAUGGAGUUCUGCGGCACUCAGUAGACCUCAUCGGCCGCCCCUUCGGCUCCAAGGUGACCUGCGGCAGAGGCGGCUGGGUGUACGUGCUCCACCCCACGCCUGAGCUCUGGACACUGACCUUGCCGCACCGCACCCAGAUCCUGUACUCCACCGACAUUGCCCUGCUCACUAUGAUGCUGGAGCUCCGGCCUGGCUCUGUGGUCUGUGAAUCUGGCACUGGCAGCGGCUCCGUGUCCCAUGCCAUCAUCCGCACCAUCGCGCCCACGGGCCACCUGCACACGGUGGAGUUCCACCAGCAGCGGGCAGAGAAGGCUCGGGAGGAGUUCCAGGAGCAUCGCGUGGGCCGCUGGGUGACAGUGCGCAACCAGGACGUGUGCCGCAGCGGCUUCGGCGUGAGCCACGUGGCUGACGCUGUUUUCCUGGACAUCCCGUCUCCUUGGGAGGCCGUGGGCCAUGCCUGGGACGCCCUCAAGGUGGAAGGUGGGCGCUUCUGUUCCUUCUCACCGUGCAUCGAGCAAGUGCAGCGCACCUGCCAGGCGCUGGCGGCCCGCGGCUUCUCAGAGCUGAGCACCCUGGAGGUGCUGCCGCAGGUGUUCACGGUCCGCACUGUCAGCCUGCCAGCACCCGACCUGGGGGCCGGCCCAGGCCCCGACGCUGGCCCCUUCCGCAGUGGCACGCCCAUGAAGGAGGCCGUGGGCCACACCGGCUACCUGACCUUUGCCACCAAGACCCCGGGCUAGCGGACCUCCCCGGAGCCAGGGUGGUGCGGCGCGGCUCAGCCAGAGGCCUGUGCUCACAGGGGGCGGGGCAGGGCCAGCCGUGGUGGGGGCGCAGGGGGCCGGGCCUCUGGGGAGGAAGGCCCCUGGCUGGGUCGCCGCCAGGCUCCGCUUCCCCGUGCUGCUGCUGCUCCUGUUUCCGAAGAAAAUCUCCACCAUCGCAAGGCCUUCUGGGUGUUAAGGCCAAGGGGCGACCCCUUCCCAGGCAGCCCCAAGCUGAGGGGGUAGUGGGGGAGCAGGGACCUGUUGCUCCUCCCGGUGUGCGGCCUGGCCCAGCCUGUUAGGCACUAUGCAGGCCAAGUAGCAGUGCCCUGUGUCCCUUCCUGUUGGAAGGGGUGGGCAAGGGCAGUCCUGCCCCCCUGCCUUGAUCCUCCCACAGCUGGGAAGGACCCCGUCCAGCCAGAGCCCCUGGUGGGUCAAGAAGUGAGGUCACAGCGUCACUUAGCUGGGAGCCUGUGGUGGACAGAGAAAUGCUUCUGGUGAUCCCGCCAGGCCCUCUCAGCUGUCUGAACCCCAGCUGUCCGGCCCUGGAGCUACUCGGGUGCCCGGCCCCCUGGGGAGAGCCCUGGGAUCCUGGGGGCGCAUCCAGGGCGGGCCUGCCACUGCUGGUGAAGGACCUGAGCCUCUGCCCUCGGCCUCCGCUGUCAUCAGGAACCUCAGUUUCCCCACUUUGGACCAGGGUGCUGUGCUGGCAGGGGGCAGGGUGCCGGCUCCUGACCCCACCUGGCGGAGAAAUAAACACCAUUGCCCCUGC
This is a messenger RNA of Suricata suricatta (meerkat), 2225 nucleotides long. It is a transcript of the gene TRMT61A, whose product is annotated as tRNA methyltransferase 61A. The transcript is spliced from 3 exons. The record is from RefSeq and is a predicted model, not a curated record. Gene Ontology annotation, cellular component: nucleus; tRNA (m1A) methyltransferase complex. Gene Ontology annotation, biological process: tRNA methylation. Bases 521 to 1435 code for a protein of 304 amino acids. NCBI's taxonomy places the organism in Eukaryota, Metazoa, Chordata, Mammalia, Carnivora, Herpestidae.